Messenger RNA from Rotaria socialis, 957 nucleotides. Lineage: Eukaryota; Metazoa; Rotifera; Eurotatoria; Philodinida; Philodinidae. The record is from the annotation of a GenBank genome assembly.
AUGACUAACAAUGUAUUUCUAUUUGAAUCUUUACCCAAUGAAAUAAUCAUCGAACUAUUUAAAUAUUUCGAAGCGCGAGAUCUUAUUCAAGCUUUUUAUCAUUUAAACUCUCGUUUUAAUUGUUUGAUUCGAUCUCUUACUCAUCUGAUUUAUUCGACAAAUAAAAAUGACAAUUAUAUUCUUUCGUAUUCAUUUAUUUAUACUCUAGUUAUUAAUACAAAACUCGAAGACAAACUUAGUUGUUUUCCUAAUAUACAUCGUAUUCUUCUGGAUUAUGUAACCGAUGAUUUAAUAACGCAAUUUAAUAGUCAGGUAUUACCUUGUUUAGAAUAUCUUUCAGUUUCUCACAAAGUUAGUCCAUUCUAUAUGCCUGAUUUACGUGGAAAAAUUUUUUCAAAUGGAUUUCCAAAUUUAAAAUCUUGCUAUAUAUCUCGAAUGAAACCAGCAUAUACGUUACGUGAAUGGACACGAUCGCCGUCAUUGCGUUUUCUAAGAUUAAACGAUAUUGACGCAUCGAUUUAUACAUCCAUCCUUUUGGCAUGUCCAAAUUUAUAUUAUCUUAAAUUUAGAUUACCAGAAAGAUCAAAAAUCGAAUCGAAUAUUGUGCUACACUCUAAUCUUAAACGAUUGCUAAUUAAUUUGAAUCACGAUGAAUGGCCAUGGGAUGACAAUUUUCUAGACGGUUAUUUAGCAUGUGUGCCUAAUCUUGAAAAACUACGAAUAAACCGAUCAGUAUCAGUAGAUUCCAAUGUAAUGAAUUUUCUUCAACAUUAUGAUUGGCUUCUAUCCACAAUUUCGAAGCGUUUAUUAGUAAUUGAUCGAUUUGAAUUCGAUUUUAAUGUUAAACGAACGAAUGGAUUCAUGGAGUAUGAUUUUCAAGAGAUUUCUCGGUGUCUUAAGAACAAAUUUAAUAAUGUUUAUAGAAACCGGUUUAACAGUCGAUUGGUGAUUUUUUAA